Leucoraja erinaceus (little skate) is the source of this 4993-nucleotide messenger RNA. RefSeq names its product amiloride-sensitive sodium channel subunit beta-like. Gene Ontology annotation, molecular function: ligand-gated sodium channel activity. Gene Ontology annotation, biological process: sodium ion transmembrane transport. The coding region runs from base 1336 to 3222 and encodes 628 amino acids. Gene Ontology annotation, cellular component: membrane. The record is from RefSeq and is a predicted model, not a curated record. The transcript is spliced from 14 exons. Lineage: Eukaryota; Metazoa; Chordata; Chondrichthyes; Rajiformes; Rajidae.
CUCAAUUUUUGCCUUUUUUAUCGUCAGUAUUUAUAGUGCCUGCUUGUUAUUCCUGUUUUAGUGCUUCGUGUACUUUGUUAGUCAAGCACUCUGGUGACUGUAUGUGGUUUAAUUGGAAAUGUUCAAGUGUGAGCAAAUGUGUCUACUUUGUGUGCUCCAGUGUUUGUGUGUGUUGGUGUACAUAUUCUGAGUGCGUGUACAUGGUUGUGCGUAUGGACAUGUGUUUGAAUCUGUGAAAAUGUGUUUAAGAUUAUGUGUGAAGGAGGAUAUGUUUGUUAUGCGUGCAUAAAUGUGUAUGUGUGCUUGAUUAUGUGUAUGUCUGUGCGUGUUUACGGUAUAAUUUAAUGGGCAAUUGUGUGUGAAUUGUGUGUGUGAGAAUGUGUGUGUGCGGAGUGUGCACCCAGUGUGUAUUUCAGUAUGUGAUGGUUGGUGUGUUUGCGUGAAUCUAUUAAUGCGUGUCACUUGUGCAGUCUCUUAUUUCUAUAUGAAUGUGUGUGAUUAUAUCAGUCUGUUUCAGCAUAUGUGUUUUCUUUGAAGGUGUAAAUGUAUUUUGUGCAUAUGUAACCGAGGAGUGCAUGGCACUGUGAAAAUGUGGAGUGGCUGCGUGUGUGUGUGUAUUUGAGUGUGUUGGGAGCGUGAUCGAGUAGCUGUAUAUUAGUGAAUAUUUUGUGUUUGUGUGUGUUUCUGAACGUGUGUUAGUGUGAGUGUGUUAGCGUGUGAGUGUGUGUUAGUGUGUGCAUGAGUGUUAGUGUGUCUGUGUGAGAGUGCUAGUUUGUAUGUGUUAGUGUGUGCAUGUGUGUGUGUGUGCGUAUGUGAGAGUUAGUGGGUGUGAGAGUGUCUUUGGUCCGCGAUUUAAACGCGAGGCUUUUAGGAGAGUCACACACCGCAGGGAUUUUGUGCCUGAUAAUUCUAUUCACCAGAAUCUACCAACUAAACUUGGAAUAAUGGGUAAAACUAAGUCUUUCCAACUGUGAAUGGGAGUGUUAGUGUGUGUGAUAGUGUUAGUGUGAGUGUUAAUGUGUGAGAGAGAGUGUAGUGUGUAUGCCGGUGGGUGUGGAUGUGAUGCCUUUGGCUUUGACUAUAUGUGUGUGUAGCAGCGUUGCCUGUGUGAUCUGCCCGCCUUGCUAACCAGGUUAAACUGAUGCAAUUUGUAUCUUCGGUUGCAAUCGUUCAGGUUUGAGCCGGCGUGGGUUUCAUUCCCUUUGCACGGAUUGAACAGCGCGCUGCAGCAGGCGCUGCCCCACCGGCCCACUGAGCAUACCGGUUCAUUUGUCAUCACUUGUCAAGUUAGAGGAGUCGAGACAAACCUCCAGUCAACACCAGCGCUGAAGCAGGAUGAAGGUGAUACAAUAUUUCAAGCGUGCACUUCACCGACUGCAGAAUGGGCCGGGCUACACUUACACCGAACUCCUGGUCUGGUACUGCGAGAACACCAACACGCAUGGACCAAAACGAAUUGUGACUGAGGGUCCCAAGAAGCGGGCUGUGUGGUUCGUGCUUACUUUGGCCUUCACAGGCCUGGUGUGUUGGCAGUGGGGAAUCCUGAUCCAGAGAUACCUGGCCUGGGAUGUCAAGGUCAGCCUACGGACUGGCUUCAAGGCGAUGGAUUUCCCUGCUGUCAGCAUCUGCAACUCCAACCCAUUCAGGUACACAAAGACAAAGCAGCUGCUUCAUCACCUGGAUCGGUUCACCAAACUUGCACUGGAGCGUAUUUCUGUUUAUAGUCAGAAUGGAACGGUUCCCGGUGAGCUGCCCAUAUUGGAGACACACUGGAGCCCUGUGGCAUCACUAGUUAUCAUCGAGACCAACGACCAAGGAGAAGAGACUGUUCUACAUGUCCUGGGGUCAGGUUCAAAUCAGACCCAGACAGCAACAAGUGACAGGACGCGGACAGUGAGCUACAGGCUGGCAAUGCAACUGUGCAAUGAGAAUAGAUCGAGCUGUCUGUACAGAAACUUCAGCUCAGUGCUGGAGGUGAUGAAUGAGUGGUACUACCUACACUACAUGACCAUCCUGUCAAAAACAUCUCGGUCAGAACGGCAGGCGAUGGGCGAGCAGGCUGAAGAUUUCAUCCUUGCCUGUGUGUUUGGUGGGCAACCUUGCAAUCUUGAUAACUUUACCCAGUUGAUGCAUCCAGUGUAUGGGAACUGUUACAUCUUUAACUGGGGUUCUGAUGGCCAUAUACUGACGUCAUCCAAUCCCGGAGCAGAGUUCGGCCUGAAGAUUGUGUUGGAUAUCGCACAAGAUGAUUACAACCCCUUCCUGCCCUUUGCAGCUGGCGCCAGGCUCAUGCUUCACCAUCCGAACACCUAUCCGUUCCUGCAGGACCUGGGCCUUUAUGCUAGGGCUGGGGCAGAGACAUCCAUUGGAAUAUAUGUGGAUGAAAUAGUGCGUUUGGGUGGUUCGUACUCAUGCUGCACAUUUAAUGGUUCGGAUGUCAAUGUCAAAUCUCUUUUCAAUACCACCUACACCAUGCAGACCUGCCUGCGUUCCUGUUUCCAGGAUCAGAUGGUGCAGAAUUGUGGAUGUGGGCAUCAAAAUGACCCUCUCCCAGAGGGAGCACAAUACUGUAACCAACAGGACAAUCCAAGUUGGGGUUACUGUUAUUACAAACUGAGGGAGCAGAUGGAAGUGGAGCAUUCCAAAUGCUUGAAGAUCUGCAAACAACCCUGCAAUGAGACCCAGUAUAAACUGACCAUCUCUAUGGCAGAUUGGCCAUCGGAAUCUGCAGAGAAUUGGAUUUACUCCAUCUUAUCUUACGAGAGGGAUUUCUCAACUGUUUCCGUAAACAGACCAAGCAUCCUGACAUUAAACCUGUAUUUCCAAGAGAUUAAUUUCAGGACAAUACAAGAGGAUCCAGCUUUGACGAUCGACUGGCUUCCCUCCAAUCUGGGCGGACAGUUUGGGUUCUGGAUGGGCGGCUCGGUCCUGUGCAUCAUUGAGCUGGUGGAGAUCAUGAUCGACUGCCUGUGGAUCACGGUCAUCAAGGGGGUGAAGUGGUGUUCGGAGCGUAGGUCCCGCCGAGCGCGGGGGCACCUUUCCCACCCGCCGCCAACCGUGAGCCAGGCGGUCGAGGAGCAGGUGAACGAUGGGUUCCAGCCGGAGCAGGAAGAAAACCGCGUGGAAAGGCCAUGCGCCCAGGCUGUGCCAGGUACCCCACCUCCACAGUACGACUCUCUCCGCAUCCUUGCAAUCAACCAACAUGUCAACGAUUGGGACUGAGCCGCUAGCGACCGAUGUUUGACCCACGUUCCAUAGACGUUUGUAAUGGAUUUCAAAUGGGGGCAGAAACACUUGCUUGAACCGGGGUGGCAUAAUAGUGCUGUCUCUGCAGACAGUCAUACCAGCUACAUCAGUUAAGAACAUAAUUUGCAUCUUUCAAGAUGCCUUAAAUCUCUUCAGAGGGAAUGGUAUUUAUUCACCUAUUGCGGGAAACACAACGACUGAUUUGCCAAGGGUACACACUCACAAAUCAGCACCCCAAUAUCCAAGCAGAUAGUCCUUUGCAUUGAGGUCCAACUCAAAUACAACUAUGCUACGGACAGGUGCUGCUGAGAAGAUUGAAACUGUAAAUGGGCUUUUUCACGGGGCGACUUGACGCAAGAUGUGACCAGAGUGAAGUGGUCGUGGUCUAGCACGAUAUCACAUGAUAUAACGGGGGGAGUAGACAAAGAGUUCCCACGGUACUCGGCAUUUCUGUUAUUUGUGCGAGUGACUUGUCCGUCUCCUGAGCUUUCCCGUUAAAUCUUGAAUGACAUUGUAAACUGUCAAGUGCAAUUAAAUCAUCACGUGGCACAAAUGAUGCCAUAAUUUAUUUUAUGGCACUUAGAGACAUGAUUCCAACCUCAAACACAGAGGGUGUAAAAGCUGUCUGCGACUUUUUUACUUUGCAGCUGCAGGGCAGACAGACAGACUUAUAAGAUAAGUUUAAGUUAACUGCAAAAACAGCACUUUUACAUCUAGAGCAUUGUAUGUUUUUAAAUCUUGGAUAACAUUAAAUGGUUCUCCUGUUGAUGAACUGAUAUAUCGUUAUAUAUACUCACAUGAGCACCCGGGAUACUCCGCAGCCUUCGUCUCCAGCAGGUUCCGUUUUCUCUCCCUGUUUCUAUAAUCCUCUCUGGAUUUAUCGUAGAGAAUCUCGUUAAAUUGGUACCAUUCUACAAGUUCCCCCUCUUGUUCCCUGGAGACGUUAUAUGGCCUUACCUUCUGCCAUCUUCCCUUUACAUAAGCGUCUGUAGAGGCUAUUCCUACAACAGCUACUGGGGAGGCAAUCUGAAAUCCACCUUGCUCACCCUCUCCCUGCUCCAAGGAGCCCACAGGCAGUGUUAUCUGUGGCAUCUCCUGUUGCCUCUCCACCUGUCUCUUGCUGCGUCUCCUCCUCAUUCUCCUGCAUGGCAAAAACCUUUCUGACAUGCUUUACCCCCUUUCUUUGAGCUUUUCUGGGAGCCAUCUCUGCAAGUGUUCCUGUUAAAAAGAUUCUCCAACAAUGACAAUGAGGUGGGACGUCCUCGAUGGACACAUGUUCCAUUGGCGACAUUGAGAACACCUUUUUUACUCACCUUCUGUCCCCUCUGUCCAGCUUCCGGGUUUACCGUUCGCAGGAGUUCCCACGGUAAACGCAAGAGUUACUACGGAUAUCGCACUGGCCACUACGUUCAUAAAAUGUUGCAAUGCUCAACCACAAGUGUACAAGUCACUCUUGGAGAAAUUCAAGCUUGCUUGAAUUUUCUCCCGAGUACCCAAGUUACACGAUUACCUGCCGUUAUCGCCACGGUGGUCCACGAAUGCCAUACUGUUAUCGCACGAGGUUCCCACGAUGUUAAACUCUUGGUUACCUCUUGCGUCAAGUCGCCCCGUGAAAAAGGGGUUUAAUAGUUAGUCACAGGCACACAGAAAACUAUGAGAAACUAAGCAUCUAAUGUUCUACAAUAUGGGUUUCAAUGAAAUUACUUGCGCUAUGAAAUAAAAAUAUAUUUAUUUUUUGAAAAUGUUU